UUACUCAAUAAUUGACUGUGAUUAUUGAGUUUUUUUUUUUUGUUUUGGGUGCCUUUAUUUUUCUGUGAAUUUGCGAGACUUAUUUAUUUAAUUUAUCUAUAGCCAAGGAAACUAGGGGCACUCCCAUAGGAUGCAUAAUUUUUGUUUGUUUACUAAUCUAAACUGUAAGCCAAAUUAAUUAAAAGAAAAAGAGAGAGACCACAGUGAUGAGGCAUGAGUUGAAUAUUUGGCAUAGUCAUAUAAUAAUUAAAAGCCGAGCCUGUCGUUAAAAAGAUAUAUUUGUUAUAAUACAUGUUAAUUAAGCUCAGAUAACUAUAUUUCGAAAGCAUUCGUUAAAAGUACCGCGUAUUCGUCCUUUUCUCUCUCUCUCUCUCUCUCUCUCUCUCUCUCUCUCUCCGUCUCCGACCGUUACUUUACCUGCUUAUUUACCCAUACCAUAAUUUUAGUCUCUCUCUCUCUCUCUCUCUCUCUCUCUCUCUCUCUCUCUCUCUCUCUCUAUUUAUAAUUACAGAGGAAUUCAGUACAGAAUACAGAUCUAGUUUCUUCCAAUAUUUGGUCAGCUGAUUUAUUUAAUAAAUGUCGUUUUCCGUAUAAUUGACGACACCACUCAUUUCAGGAAAAUAAAGAAAAAGAAAUGGCAAUCUCAGUCCACAAUCUCUUCCAAGAGAGAAAAUACCCAUUCAUUUUCGCACUCUCUGUUCUCCUCUUCUGCGUCAUCUUCCUACUCUUCACCAACACAAUCCAAUACCCUCUCUUCCUCUAUCCCGAUACUCAAUCCCGACCCCUUGUUUCACUCCCCGUCUCCGGCUCAUCUUCUCACCCUCCUCCUCCGUCCGUACAACAAUCCUUCAAGCUUCCCGAUUCAGUAACACCUUUUGUCCCGCCUCCGCCGAACAACGAAGAUGUCGGAUUUCUCCGGGAUAACGCUACCACUACUUCUUCUGACGAUGGGGGUUUCGAAUGGAAGCUCUGUCGAGAUCCCGAGGCCGUCGAUUACAUACCUUGUUUGGACAAUUACAAGGUGAUCAAGGCCUUGAAGUCCAGGAGGCACAUGGAGCAUAGGGAGCGGCAUUGUCCAAAUCCUAGUCCAAGGUGUUUGUCGCCUCUUCCCAAAGGGUAUAAGAUGCCAGUUUCAUGGCCUAAGAGCAGGGACAUGAUUUGGUAUGAUAAUGUUCCACAUUCAAAGCUUGUUGAGUACAAGAAGGAUCAAAACUGGGUUCGCAAAUCAGGAGAUUACUUUGUUUUCCCUGGUGGUGGUACCCAGUUCAAGCAAGGAGUUGAUAACUACAUUCAGUUCAUAGAGAAGACUUUGCCCCUAAUUAAAUGGGGAAAGCACGUGAGGGUUAUUUUAGAUGUUGGGUGUGGUGUUGCUAGCUUCGGCGGAGCUUUGCUGGAUAAAAAUGUUCUUACCAUGUCAUUUGCCCCAAAGGAUGAACACGAAGCUCAGAUACAGUUUGCUCUUGAACGGGGAAUACCUGCUAUUCUUUCAGUCAUUGGAACUCAAAAACUGACUUUCCCAGACAAUGCUUUUGAUUUACUUCAUUGUGCACGAUGCAGAGUUCACUGGGAUGCUGAUGGUGGAAAACCAUUGAUGGAACUCAAUAGGAUUCUUAGGCCUGGCGGGUUCUUUGUGUGGUCAGCGACACCAGUGUAUCGUAAAGACGAAACCCAUCAGAAUAAAUGGAAAGCUAUGGUGAAUCUGACGAGCUCUCUGUGUUGGAAGGUUGUUGCUAAGACCCUUUCUGAUACGUCAAGAAUUGGGAUUGUCAUAUUCCAAAAGCCUGUCUCCAAUACUUGCUAUGAGAAACGCAAAGAAAAGAAUCCACCUAUCUGUGACAAUGAAAAUAGGAAAAACAAUUCAUGGUACGUGCCCCUAAGCAGUUGUCUGUCUCCACUUCCAGUCGAUAGCAUGGGUAACAUAUUCAGCUGGCCUGAGCCUUGGCCCAAGAGGCUCAAGAGUGAACCUAUAAGCUUAUCAACUGAACAAGAUGCGGUGCAAGAGUUCUACAAGGACACCAAGCAUUGGUCUGGACUAGUUUCAGAUUUUUAUUUAAAAGGUCUUUCUAUUCAAUGGUCAAGUGUGCGGAAUGUUAUGGACAUGAAUGCUGGUUAUGGGGGUUUUGGUGCAGCUCUUAUUGAUCAACCAGUAUGGGUAAUGAAUGUUGUCCCUAUUGAUAUGCCAGAUACAUUGUCUAUAAUUUAUGACAGAGGGUUAGUUGGAGUAUAUCAUGACUGGUGUGAGUCUUUCAAUACCUAUCCUCGAACAUACGAUCUACUACAUUCCAGCUAUCUCUUGGGAAACCUUACACAAAGAUGUGACAUGGUAGAAAUUGUUGCGGAGAUUGAUCGCAUAUUGAGACCAGGUGGAUAUCUACUGGUUCAAGACACAACAGACACGAUCAAAAAGCUUAAGCCGAUUUUGGAAUCACUUCACUGGUCCUUAACCCUUCAUCAAAAUCAGUUUCUUGUUUGUAAGAAGGGUUUCUGGCGUCCAAGUAGUUAAAGGGGUAUGACUGAUCAUUUUCACUGAAAAAUCUUUGUCCCACUCCCAGGUUUAUAUGGGUCCAGUGCAAGUGUAAUUUAUACAAGGACGAUAGAACCCCUAGCACCUAUUUUUGUUUACCGCUUAUAAUUGAUAUCCUAUAGUUGAAAUAAUUUUACUUCAAAUUACUAUAAUUAAUAUAUCUUCAUAAUUUCUUUA
Messenger RNA from Cannabis sativa, 2701 nucleotides. RefSeq names its product probable methyltransferase PMT23. The coding region runs from base 635 to 2503 and encodes 622 amino acids. Gene Ontology annotation, cellular component: trans-Golgi network; endosome; cytoplasm. The transcript has 8 exons. The record is from RefSeq and is a predicted model, not a curated record. Lineage: Eukaryota; Viridiplantae; Streptophyta; Magnoliopsida; Rosales; Cannabaceae. Gene Ontology annotation, molecular function: methyltransferase activity.